Molecule: messenger RNA, 774 nt
Organism: Plasmodium adleri (nom. inval.)
Lineage: Eukaryota; Apicomplexa; Aconoidasida; Haemosporida; Plasmodiidae
Product: CCR4-associated factor 16, putative
Exons: 6
Coding region: 1-774 (257 amino acids)
Molecular function (GO): ATP hydrolysis activity; ATP binding
Source: RefSeq, a predicted model, not a curated record
AUGAACCAAAUAGUAAUUAAUAAUUUAAAUUAUAAUUACUAUAAUGGUAUACAAAGAACACGUAUUAAAGCCUUACAAAAUAUCACCUUAUGUUUUGAAAGGGGGAUGAGGAUAUUAGUAUGUGGAAAAAAUGGAGCAGGAAAAAGUACAUUAUUGAGUAUCAUAGCAGGAAAAAAACUAAUUAUGGAAAACGAAGUACUAAUAUUUAACAAACAGGCUUUUCACGAUACAGACAUAUCUAAUAAAAUUGGUUACGUUGGAGAAUGGUGGAGUGAAGAGUAUGCUAUGAAUAUUAGCAUAAAGGAUUUCUGUUUCAAUUAUGGAUAUACUAAAAGAUACAAGAAUUUAUUGAAAUUAUUCGAACUAGAUGAAAAUAAAAUUAUAUCUAGUCUUUCUAAAGGUGAAAGGAAAAAAGUUCAAAUCAUGGUUAAUAUAAUUGUGAGAAAAGAUAUUUAUAUAUUUGAUGAAGCUACUGAAUCGCUCGAUCUGGUGUCAAGGAAAUUAUUACUAGAAUUUUUAAAAAAAGAAUGCAUAAAAUAUAAUAGCAUUGUUAUAUACUCAACCCAUAUUUUUGACCAUAUGGAUAAGUGGUCUACUCACGUUCUAUAUCUUUCUGAAGGAAUAGUUACUUUUUUUUCAAGCAUUUAUAAUAUUACAAGUCUUGAGAAUUAUUCAUCCCUAGCUGAACACAUUUGUAACUACAUGGUGGAGGAAAUUAAAAAAAAGGAAAAGGUCGAUCAAUUGGACGAUCUCUUGUUAAUUGAUUCAGAUUAA